This is a messenger RNA of Rubroshorea leprosula, 1543 nucleotides long. The record is from the annotation of a GenBank genome assembly. Lineage: Eukaryota; Viridiplantae; Streptophyta; Magnoliopsida; Malvales; Dipterocarpaceae.
CAUACUACAGAGCAGUGUAACAGUUUAAAAUCCAAACUGGAAAGUUUAGCUCAGAAAGGAAUGCUGAAUGAGUAUGUACAGCGAGCUGAACAACCGAGGUUUGUCAGAGAACAGAGGCCGCAGCCUCAAGGAGUCCACAAUCCCCCAAAUAGGCAAGGUGUGGGUUAUCAACAAACCCCACCCCCACUCCCACCACCAGCUAGAAUCAUACAUAUGAUUACGGGAGGCCUUGAAGCAGGUGGACUGAGCUCUAAGCAGCAAAAGCUGUAUGUUAUGGAGGUUAAACAUCAAAAUCGAGCUCAGAAGCGGAAGAUUGACGAUGCUGAAUGGAAGAAUCAACCAAUUACUUUCACAUCUGCUGAUCUAGGUACAGUUGUUACACCCCACAACGAUCCUUUGGUCACUUCUGUCAUGAUUAACAACUGUGAAGUACAGCGUGUCCUUGUUGACACCGGGAGUGCACCAGACAUCAUGUAUUUCCACUGUUUCGAGAGUCUGGGACUAGAUCCCGCAUUGUUGCAGAAGCAUGAUGGUCCUAUCUAUGGUUUCAACAACCAACCUGUUCCAGUAGAAGGAGUCCUUACCCUCCAUGUGGCUUUUGGGAGUGGUCGGACCUAUGUAGCCCCUUCAAUCCGGUUCCUCGUCGUCAAGAUGGCCUCUUCUUUCAACAUUGUUAUUGGCCGACCCACAUUGACUAACAUCCGAGCCGUGGUUUCCCAAUCUCAUCUUUGCAUGAAAUUCCCCACUCCUAUGGGAAUAGCAACACUGCGAGGAAAUCAGGAGGUGGACAGACACUGUUAUAUCACCUCGGUAACCCAACCAACGAAGGGUAAAGAUAAGACACCCGAAGUUAUUCCCCAGCGAAUUCCCGAUAAUCAGCAGGUUAUGGGUGUUGAGAUCGUAGAUAAUCGACCAGAAGAUGAAACUAGAGCUGCUCCAGUAGAAGAUGUUGAAGAAGUGCUCGUUGAUGACAAAGAUCCGAGCCGAAAGACGCAGAUCGGAACUAGAUUGAACCCGGAGGAGAGAGCAGAACUGAUAGCUUUUCUCCGAGCUAACAAUGAUGUAUUUGCAUGGACUUCGGCCGAUAUGCCAGGAAUUCCAACUUCAGUUUGUCAACAUAAGCUCAGUACUAACCCAUUAAAGAAGCCAGUGGCCCAGAAGCGGCGUCUCUUCGGGGGGGAGAGGCUACAGGCUAUUAAAGAAGAAGUAGAGAAACUCCUACACGCUGGUUUUGUCCAGAAGGUUGAUUACUGUGAAUGGGUGGCUAACCCAGUCCUAGUAAAGAAGGCCAAUGGCAAAUGGCGAAUGUGUAUUGAUUACACAAAUCUUAACAACGCCUGCCCCAAGGAUUGCUAUCCAAUACCGAGCAUUGACAAACUAGUUGAAGCGGCUUCAGGCAAUGAGAGGUUAAGCCUCUUGGACGCAUACUCGGGGUGCUACUUAUCAGAAAAUGGUGACCAUUGUCUUCCACGCUCAGAUUGGCAAAAAUCUGGAAGUGUAUGUCGAUGACAUUGUGGUAAAGAGCCUCAAAGCAGAAGACCAU